AUGCCUAUCUAUAUCGAUAAUGGCUCUGACCUCGCUAGACUCAUCAUUAUAGACUUGCAUUGCAACAAUGGUCACUGUGGCAAAGAUCUCAUACUUUCUCUGGCUAGACAGAAAUAUUGGAUUCCGCAGCCAUCAAGAGCAAUUAAGAAGUACACAGAAGAUUUUACUAUUUGUAAGAGAUGCCAAGAAAUUUAUCCUGCAUUUGAACCAGAGUUGAUACAGACAGCUGCUCAAGCUUACGAUGCGCUUGCAUCUUGGGAAAACAUAGCAACAAAGUUCUGGGAGAAGUGGAACACUGAAUAUCUUACUAUUUUACGUGACAGCCACAGAUGUCAAUUGAAUAAGAAACGUCAUGUGAGUAAAAUCCCACAAGUCGGCGAAAUUAUUUUGGUUGAACAGGAAUUACUGCCCAGAGGACAUAUAUGGGUAUACGGUAAAACAGAAGAUUUAGUACGAAGCGCAGACGGCAUGAUAAGGUUCGCUAAAAUUCUAAUGCCUAGCCGCAAAGUUUUGCAAAGACCAGUCAAUAAAGUAUACCCUCUAGAAAUUCCUCCAGAACCUGACAACCAACAAUCGGUUGAACGAAAGUCUGAGAUUAUGGAUAAUGAUAUCCAUAUCCCAACUGUAACUAAAUCUAGAAUUCAUCUAGCCAGAACCUCCAAAUCUCGCGCUGUAGACGAUUCGAUAUAUUCGCUGUCAUUCGAGAAUUCGAUACAGACCUCGACAGAUCAAUUACUAAUACAUCUACUCGAUCAACAGUGUCCUGGCUAA
Molecule: messenger RNA, 771 nt
Organism: Necator americanus (New World hookworm)
Lineage: Eukaryota; Metazoa; Nematoda; Chromadorea; Rhabditida; Ancylostomatidae
Exons: 2
Coding region: 1-771 (256 amino acids)
Source: RefSeq, a predicted model, not a curated record